Molecule: messenger RNA, 3102 nt
Organism: Symbiodinium sp. CCMP2456
Lineage: Eukaryota; Dinophyceae; Suessiales; Symbiodiniaceae
Source: the annotation of a GenBank genome assembly
AUGGCAAGCCAUCCGCUGGACACGGCAUCUUGCCCCAGCCGCUUUUGGCUACUCUGGCUUUGGCCACUCCUGCGCAAGGGGUCGCAGAAGCCCCUCAAAGAAGAGGAUAUGUACGAGAUUCCUGAGUGCCUGCGCACCGCAGCUCUGGACCCAUGCUGGUUUAACCAUCUGAACAAGAUGAAGGUCGAGGGACGGGCAGGUCGCGCCUCAGUCCUGCGGCUGCUGAUGCGGACCUUCGGAUGGAGAUACGUAUUCAUCCUGGUAACGUUUUCCGUCUGGCUCGCAAGCUUAUCGCUGCUGCCCUUCCUCACCGAAAGCCUGUUUGAAUGGCUUGCAGAAGGCAGCAGCAUUGCCGCCGGACUGGGAUGGUGUGCAGUCCUCGUGGCAAGCUACCUCGUGAACUGCAAUGCAGCUUGCCAGUGGUAUCAGCAGACCACCUUCCUGGGCUGUGAGCUGCGUGCCUCCGCAGCUAUGCUUGUCUUCCGCCGGGCACUGCAGCUUCAGGUCCAGGAUUCGGACAAGGACGUGGCACUAAACCUGAUGCAGGUAGAUGCUGAGAGACUGUACAUCUUUGCGCAGUUGAACCACUUGCUGUACGUGGCCCUUGUCGUGCUGGUUACGACAUCGGCAUACUUGAUAGCACUGGAGGGGCCCGCGGUGGCGGCGAUGGCAAUGUCCGUUGUGAUUGCGACCCUGCUUCUCCAGAGCCUCGUGAGUCGCCGGGCGUCCCCGGCGCGGCGAAGGAUGCAGCAGUGCUCCGACGAGCGCAUCUCACUCUUGGCCGAAGUGCUCGAUGCGGUGCGGGUUCUGAAGAUGUAUGGCUGGGCCCAGUAUCUGCAAGGCCGAAUCGAGGAAAUCCGACGACGCGAGCUUCGUUCGGCCUCCCUCUACCUGGGCCUCAGGGCCUUCAGCAGUGCUCUGCUCUACUGCUCGCCCCUGCUUUCGAUGUUGGCCGUCUUGACCAUGAUGCAUUUACAGGACAAAGAGCUCUCUGCAGAGCGAGUCUUCCUGAUAUUCACCACCGUUGGUUUGGUGCGUGCUCCACUCGGAGGCGUGGCGAUGGGCUUCACGGCUGUGGUGGAUGGGCUUGCAGCUUUUCGCCGUCUGAACGCUUUCGUCAGCCAGCAAUCCUUCGACCUGUACGAGAAGGACCUUCAGCCUCAGGAGCCCGAAGCUGCGGAGAAAGAUGUCUCCGCAAAGGCCGAGCUUCAGGGAAGCUUCGUGCACGGCCACGGCCCGGAGAGCUCAUUUGAAGCCUUCGAGCUCAGCGCCGACCUGACCCUCCAGCCUGGCGAGCUCGUGGCGGUCUGUGGCCGAGUGGCCUCGGGAAAGUCCUCGUUGCUGCUGGGGCUUCUGGGCGAACUCCGUCGAGUUGGUGGGCGUCAGUCGCUGCCUGCAGGCGUGGCCUACCUGGCCCAGUCGCCAUGGAUCCGCAGCGGCACGGUUCGGGAUGUGGUGGUUCAAGAACUGCCUUUUGAUGAGAAGCAGUACUGGCACGCGAUCCGCGCCGCCCAGCUCGGCCCAGACCUGCGUGAAUGGCCUGGUGGAGACCGCCACGCCGUGGGUGCACGCGGUGCAACGCUCAGUGGCGGCCAGCGGACCAGGUUGGGCCUCGCGCACGUCCUGUACCGCUGCCUGGUCUCGGAAGUGCGGGUUGUGCUCUUGGACGACUGCCUGGCAGCCGUGGACCCACACGUGGCCAGGGCCAUUUGCGAGGAAGCCCUGCUAGGUGUUCUGCUGCAGGGUCAGAGAUCCGUGGUCAUGGUCAUGAACUCCAACUUUGUGGCCCUGCGAGCGGCCUCCCGGAUCGUGAACAUGGAGCAAGGGCGGGCAUCCGUGUACAACAGCGCGGAUGCUUGGAUAGCGGACUGCUCCAAGGCUACGAGGGAGGCCUGUCUUCAGACCUUGGCCGAUAUCCAGGCGCGGCCACCGUCUGAUGCAGGCAGCGACUGUUUCGAAGAGGAAGGCGACGUUCUGGAAUGCUCGGAGCAGUCGCGCACAGGCAUGCUCAGUACCAAGACUCUCACCUACUAUUUCGGGUCGGGACGGCAUUCGGCAGGAGUCAUCUUCUUGUGCUUCAUUGUCACGAGCAUGCUCUCAGUCGAAGGUCUCCGAAUCUAUUCCGACCAUUUCAUGGGUAUCUGGGCUGCCCGGGAUACUGCAAACACUGCGGAAGAGUCUAGAAGCGACUUCCAGACGUUCUGCUUCUGGGUUCUGCUGGCUGUUCUUGGUGCAUUUCUUCGGGGCUGGCUGGUGGUCUAUGUGGCACUGAAGUCCUCGGAGAACAUUCAUCGCCGACUUCUGGCGCGGCUGAUGUCAGCUCCCAUCGGGCUCUUUGACACCACACCGCGUGGGCGCAUCCUCGGACACUUCUCGAAAGACUUGGACGCCGUGGAUGCCCUGCUCCCCCAGUACUUGCUGGACUUCCUGCAGGACAUAACAAUGCUCCUGGGCAUUGUGGUCGUGUGCGUCUGGUCCACGCCCCUCGCCGCAGUUGCUGUCGUCCCGGUCUUGUUCGGUUUUUACAAGAUCCGGCAUUUCUUCAGCCGCACUGCACGCGAGGCCAAGCGUCUCGAUGGCGUGACGCGGGCACCGCUUUACUCGGCCAUGGGUGACGUGGCGGACGGCUUGGCCACCCUGCGGGCACACGGGCAGCAGAAGAGCUUGGUGCAGCAGUUCCAGUCGCUUCUCGACCGGAACGGCAAGGUCUUCUUCCAGACCUACAUCCUCCAGCCCUGGUGUAUCCUGGUCCUGGACAGCCUGGGAUCUUGCAUUGUUUGCAUCGCCUCCGUGUUUUGCGUCUUGCUCCGUGACAGUCUUCCAGCCAGCACCUCCACGAUGGCCAUCUCCUAUGCCUUGAUGACGAGAGGGAAACUGCAAUUCUGCAUCCGACUCUCCAUCGAGGCGGAGAACCAGCUGGUGGCAGCAGAAAGGCUAGCGCAGUUCGAGGCGGUGAUUCCUAGCGAGCCGGUGGAGGGCAGGCCCCCGCCCGAAGACUGGCCACUGGAAGGCAAGAUCUUCUUCGAACAUGUUUCCAUGCGCUAUCGUGCCGACCUUCCCCAGGCAGGAGCCGGCACGACACGCAUACACAUCUUUUUCUAG